GGGCGAUUUGGUAAAGGGUGACGGGUCAGAGAAGUUGUUUUCGAGAAUCCGAAGGAGGCAUUUUAGUUUUCUUUUUAAUUAUCUGGGUUUUUCGGAAGACGUCAGAAGAUUAAGGCACUGUAAUUGCACAGCUUGUCUUUUUCAUAUUUAUCGUCCGUGAAGGAUAUUCUGAGACAACAGGCAUGAACUCCCUUCUGGCCUCUACACACUCCCUCCUGGAGAUGUUUGAUGGAAAGCUACAGGAAUUUGCCAGCAAUGUGGAUAGCACUCAUAUGGUGUGGCUGGAGGAAAUCCAGCAGGAGGCCAACCGCAUGUUCUCUAGUGAUUUCAAUGCUGAACCUGAGUUGAUGCCAAAGACUCCUUCCCAGAAGAAAAAAAGUCGGAGGAAGCGAAUUUCUGUCGGUCACAAUGAAAAUCGCGGCAUGCAACGCUUCUCCAAGGGCAAGCGGAGUAACCUUCGGACCUCUUCAGUGCAGACUCUGAAGCCCAUUUCUGAGAACAUUGAUGACCUAGGUGCCAGGUCUCUGCAGGAGAAAACUGCAGAGGAGAAGCUGCCUAAGCGUAACACCCGUCAGAACAACAGGCAGAAGCAGACUGCAGAGAUGGAGCCAGGGGAGAUGGAGACUCCCAGGUGCAGCUUGCGCAAACCCCCCCAGAUCCCUUGCCUGGAACAGACAGAAGAUGGGGCUGAUCAUCUCCAGAGGGAUAGCCUGGGCCAGGCACGGGCAUACCUAGAUGCCCAGAAUCUGGAGGGCAUGAGCCAGCAGGAGGCACCAGUGGCGGAGUUGACCAGCUUUGCCCCUCAACCUCAGAGCAUGCUUGACACUGCCCCAGAAAAAUUGGUGCCAGUGGUAAGGAUAUCUGCUGCUGAGCGUGUCUCUGCAGAUAUUCAGGAAAAUGUGUCCUCCCACUGCCGCACUGCCAGUAAGCUGGCCAUUUCCAAGCCCCUGGAGACCCCUGCGGCGACCCACAACCCCCGCCGCUCCUCCAUUCACCGCUCGCUCACACUUCGCCGCUCCCUUGCCGGGCUGCGGCACAGCAUGACACAGGAGUCUGUUCGUAGGGCCUCCCGGCGCUCCUUCCUCAAGAAGAAAGCCCGUAUGAGCAGCUCCACCUGCAGCAGCAGUGCCAGUGGUGUGUGUGUAGAAAUGGAUGAAGAAAAGGCUGAAGGAAUGAAUAAUGUGCUAGAGCGACCAGCAGAGAGUGAAACAGAUCUUGUGGAACAAAGGGUUGGGGACAACAUGACAAGUGAGACCAGCGAUUCUGAGGGCAUUCGACGUGUUACCCGGUCAAUGGCUCAGACCAUUCCCACCCCACCACACAGUACCAAGAAAAGCAGCGAGUCCAGCACGUCCCUGGAAUUAGAUGACGGUGGAAAGAAACCAGUGGAGAUGUCCUCUAGUCUGAGGUCACGCCCGAGUGUCAAACGCAGAGCAGCUGAGGCUGCAGAGGAGCCAUCUAGCCCGAGGAAGAAGUUGACUCCCCCCAAAAAGAGCCAAAGUGCAAUCAGGCCCAACAUGAAAUCAUUUCUUCACACUGUGCAGAAGAAUCAGCUACUGAUGAUGACUCCAGGAUCAUUGAGUCGUAACACUGUUGUCAAAUCUUUCAUCAAACAUACCACCCCUCUAAGAGUGGACCUCAAGCCAGGUGGCGGUUUGGUGGAACGGGAAAGGUUGCGUCUGGAGGCUGCCAAGAAAAAACAGGAGCAGGAAAUUGAGAGAAAGAAGAAACUGGAGGAAGAGAAGAGGAAGAAACAGGAAGAGAUGAAAAGGAAGAGAGAUGAGCGCCUGCGGAAAGUAGUGGAGGCACGAGUGAAGGAGGAACAGAGAGAAGAGGAAAAGAAGAAGAAGAUUGAACAGAAGAUGGCUUAUAUUGAAGAGAAAAAUGAUAAGUUGCGUGUGGAGCGUCUGGCUGAGGAGAAGGCCAAGAAGAAAGUUGCCUCCAAACGGCAGGAAGAGCUUGAGCAGAGGAAGAGGCAAGAGGAAGAGGCCAGGAGGAGGAAAAUCUUGCAAGCUGAGGAGGAGAAAAAGCAGCAGGAAUUGCUAAUGAAGAGGCGGGCAGAGGAGGAGCAGGAACGAGCCCGAAGGUUAGCUGAAGCCCAUCGUGCUCUAGAACUUAAGAAAGAGCAGGAGCGAGAGAGGGAGCAAGAGCAACAGAGAGAACUGCUACGACAGCAGCAGGCAGCUGCACAAAGGGAGCAAGUAGAGCGGGAGAAGGCUCUAGCUCUGCAGCGGGAGCUGGAGAAGGCCGCCCGGGAGAAAGAGCAGAAGGAGGCAGAGGAAAGGAAGAUAAAUGAGGAAAGACAGAAGCAGGUUGAGCAGGAGAGGGCUGCAGCUGUUACAGCUGCUGCGAGAAAUGUUGUGACUGUGGAGAUCCAGAAAUCCAUCAUGAAGACUCCUGUGGGGAAGGCUGGAGGACUCAAUUUGACUAUGGAUAUCGAGACGUCCAUGAAAACUCCUGUGGGGAAGGCUACAGGACUCAAUGUGACUAUGGAUGUUGAGAGGUCUUCUCCACAGUCAUAUGAAAUCACUCCAAAAGGGGGUAACAAGCCUCUGCCUGUCAGUGCUAACCCAGAGGACUACGGAAUGGACCAGAACAGCGACGAUUCUACUGAUGAUGAAUCUGCACCCCGAAAACCAAUCCCAUCUUGGGCAGAGGGCCGGCAGCUCCAGCAAGCUAUGCUGAAUCAGUAUUUCAACCCGGUGGAUGUGGACUCGUACUUUGGGGAGAUUGAGGAGCCAAAACUGGAGCAGAUCUUCAAUAAGAGCAAGCCCCGUUACUUCAAACGCACCAGCUCAGCUGUGUGGCAGUCUCCCCCACGAGUGGGCCAUACUGCCUAUUGAAGACUGCCUUACAGUCUUACUGUUGCCAAUCUGCUUUUCAUUCUUUAAAAAAAAAAAAAUUUUAUAAGGUUUGUUUUGAUAAUUACUAAUCAUUUGAAUAAAGUUUUUUUUUUUUUUUUUUUUUUUUAAAUAUAUAAUUCAGACUUUGGUUUUAAUGUUCCUUUUGCUCAAAACAAAUGCAAGCAGGAAAAAGUGAAUCUGAUUCCUGUACUUUCCACAAAAGAAAUAAAAGGUUGCCACAAUGAAAAAUCCAGA
This is a messenger RNA of Anguilla anguilla (European eel), 3098 nucleotides long. RefSeq names its product inner centromere protein (gene incenp). Gene Ontology annotation, cellular component: kinetochore; midbody; meiotic spindle midzone. The transcript has 21 exons. Lineage: Eukaryota; Metazoa; Chordata; Actinopteri; Anguilliformes; Anguillidae. Gene Ontology annotation, biological process: mitotic cytokinesis; positive regulation of protein serine/threonine kinase activity; meiotic spindle midzone assembly. Gene Ontology annotation, molecular function: protein serine/threonine kinase activator activity. Bases 183 to 2843 code for a protein of 886 amino acids. The record is from RefSeq and is a predicted model, not a curated record.